AUGCCCUCCGGAAGCUGUCUUUGUGGCAAGAUUGCCUUCUCAUUCUUGGACUUCCAUAUAACACAGGGCACGCCCAAGAAGUUUGUUCGCAAGGGUAUUUCGGGUCUUGACCAACGCCUGUUUUUCUGCGGCGAUUGCGGAACUAAUCUGUUCGUCCAGCCCGAGUCCAUGGAAGGCACAACGUUGGUCAGGGCCGGCUCCCUUGGUGAUAGCGCAUCGGAUUUUCCCAUCAAGGUCGAAUUCUUCACCAAGGACCGUCGCAGCUACAACACUCCUGUGCAAGAUGCUCAACAGAACAUAGCCAAUACUUAG
Messenger RNA from Grosmannia clavigera kw1407, 312 nucleotides. RefSeq lists its product as uncharacterized. Gene Ontology annotation, molecular function: carbon-sulfur lyase activity. NCBI's taxonomy places the organism in Eukaryota, Fungi, Ascomycota, Sordariomycetes, Ophiostomatales, Ophiostomataceae. The transcript has 3 exons. The record is from RefSeq and is a predicted model, not a curated record. Bases 1 to 312 code for a protein of 103 amino acids.